Camelina sativa (false flax) is the source of this 2638-nucleotide messenger RNA. NCBI's taxonomy places the organism in Eukaryota, Viridiplantae, Streptophyta, Magnoliopsida, Brassicales, Brassicaceae. The record is from RefSeq and is a predicted model, not a curated record.
UUAAGAGAAUAUGGAGAGUUCAUAUAAGCUUUUGUUGGUUGCCCUUGUAACUUUCGCUACAGUUCGCUUUGUUCAAGCUCAGGACGAAGGGUUUAUCAGUUUGGAUUGCGGGUUAUCCCCGACUGAACAGUCUCCUUAUACUGAGUCUGCAACUGGAUUACAGUACUCAUCAGAUUCAAGUUAUAUCCAAACUGGAAAAAUUGCUAGGAUUCAGAGAGAUCUUGAGGGACCUCACUUAAAGCCUCAAACAACGGUUAGAUACUUUCCAGACGGAAUACGCAACUGUUACAAUAUUACGGUGAAGCAAGGAACCAAGUAUAUGAUCAGAGUUAGAGCAAUAUAUGGGAAUUACGACGGUCUUAAUACUUAUCCUAGAUUUGACUUGUACAUAGGCCCUAAUUUCUGGAUAACACUAGACACUAAAGAGUAUGUCCGGAAGGAGAUCGUUCACAUCCCAAGAUCAAACAUGUUGGACCUGUGCCUUGUCAAGACGGACACGUUCACGCCAUUUAUAUCGGCCAUCGAAAUGAGGCCGCUACCAAAUAACAGUUAUAUCACCACAUCGGGUUCGUUGAAAUUGUUUUCGCGGUAUUAUUUUAGCAAUUCAGAGGACGUACUAAGGUACUCCGAGGAUGUCUAUGAUAGAAUGUGGAAUUCAUACAAUCAAACAGACUGGAAAGAGAUAUCCACAAGUCUUACGGUGAACACUUCCGAUAGUUUCCGUCUUCCUCAAAAUGCUAUCAAAACCGCUGCAACAUCUGCGAAUGCCAGCGAGCCAUUGAUAGAUAUCGAGUUUCCAGAAUCUGCUAAUGAUAAAGUUUACAUUUACCUCCACUUUUCUGAGGUCCACGCCUUAAAAGCCAAUGAGACUAGAGAGUUCGACAUUUCUUUAAACGGAGAAUCGAUAAAAGAUUCGUACAAGCCUUUAUAUCUUCAGUCCGAAACGUUAAGCAACCCGUCGCCAGUUAUCUGUACAGGCCAAAAAUGCAUCGUAAAGCUGACGAGAUCGGGGAAGUCUACACACCCACCUCUGCUUAACGCCAUUGAAGGUUUUGCGGUUGCCGAUUUUCUACAGUCUGAAACUGAUGAAAAUGAUGGUACAAACUUGUCUUCAAAUGGAUUGGCGGGAACUAUAGACGCUGGAAUUCAAAAUCUUACCCAUCUAGAAAAGUUGGACUUGUCAAAUAAUAGUUUGACUGGUGUAAUCCCCGAAUUUCUAGCUAACAUGAAAUCCUUGAUGAUCAUAAAUUUGAGCAAGAACCAUCUAAAUGAUUCAAUUCCACAAGCUCUCCGCGAUAGAGAAAAGGAAGGACUGAAGUUAUCUGUUGAUGGACAUGCUAUAGCAUGUCUACCUGGUUCAUGUGUCUCAAAGAAGAAAUUUCCGGUGUUGAUUGUUGCACUAGUUGCUUCAGUGGUGGUUGUGGUCAUAGUAAUGGUACUGGUUUUCAUUUUUGUGUUCAGAAAGAAAAAGACAUCAGAUCAUGUGGAAGCAAUACCCCGGUCAGUAGUUACUCCAGGGGCGAAUUUUACGUCCACAAAUACGUCUGAGACAUCGAUCGAGACGAAAAAGAGAAGGUUCAGUUAUGCAGAGGUAAUGCAAAUGACAAACAACUUGGAAAGAGCUCUAGGUGAAGGAGGGUUUGGUGUCGUUUAUCAUGGUUAUCUGAACGGUUCUCAGCAAGUAGCUGUUAAAGUACUUUCUGAAUCAUCAUCACAAGGCUAUAAACACUUCAAAGCAGAGGUUGAACUUCUUCUGAGGGUUCACCACAUAAAUUUGGUAAACCUUGUUGGGUAUUGUGAUGAACGAGAUCACUUGGCUCUCAUCUAUGAAUACAUGCCCAGUGGAGACUUAAAAGAACAUUUGUCAGGAAAACGAGGUGGCUCUGUUUUGAAUUGGAGUACUCGAUUACGAAUAGCUGCCGACGCUGCACUAGGAUUGGAAUACUUACAUAUUGGAUGCCAACCAUCAAUGGUGCACAGAGAUGUCAAAAGUACGAACAUAUUGCUGGGCGAGCAGUUCUCAGCCAAAAUUGCAGAUUUUGGCCUUUCAAGAUCUUUUCAACUUGGAGAUGAAUCCCAUGUUUCGACGGUUGUUGCUGGUACUCCUGGAUAUCUUGACCCUGAAUAUUACAGAACAGGUCGGUUGGCAGAAAUGAGUGAUGUCUAUAGUUUUGGGAUUGUAUUAUUGGAGAUCAUCACAAAUCAACGUGUCAUUGAUCAAAGCCGUGAAAAGCCCCACAUAACAGAAUGGACGGCGUUUAUGCUUAAUAGAGGAGAUAUAGCUAGAAUCAUGGAUCCUAAACUUCACGGUGAUUACAACUCUCGUUCUGUUUGGAGAGCUGUUGAAUUGGCUAUGUUGUGUACAAACCCUUCUUCAGAGAAACGACCCACCAUGUCCCAAGUUGUUAUCGAACUAAAAGAGUGUCUUUCUUCUGAAAACUCGAUGAAAGGUAAGAAUCAAGACACAGAAUCUCAUGGUUCAUUCGAAAUGAGCAUGAGCUUUGACACAAAAGCUGUGCCUAGUGCAAGGUAGUAUUUGCAAAGAAGCCUUGUUUGUGUCAGUGAUGUACUUGUGCUUUUGGUAUGGUUUUUUUUUUUGUCCAAGAAGUGCUUCAUUUUGUGAUUAAAAAAAUGAGAG